AUGCGUCCAGUCUUCAAAGAGAAGAUGAGCGUACAGAGUACGGGUUCGCCGGUAAUUGACAAAAUCUCGACGAAAGCAGAGGACAAAGUAGUAGUUUCCACAGAGGAUGAAGACGUGACAACAGUUGCUUCCUCGAACAAUUCAAUUCAAGCACCCAAUGACUCGCCAUGGCAAGAUCCAACAUAUUUCAGUUCUUUUGGGAGGGAACUAAUGUUUAUAGUCACAUGUAUGUUAGCGCAAUUGCUGAAUCAAGCAGGCCAGACGCAUGCCCUUACCAUAAUGAAUGUUCUGUCAAAGUCCUUCGAUUCAGAGUCGGACAAGCAGGCCUGGUUAAUGGCAUCGUUCCCCUUGGUUGCUGGAUCUUUUAUCCUUAUAAGUGGGAGGCUAGGUGAUAUUUAUGGACUAAAGAAAAUGCUAAUGAUCGGUUACGUUACCAUAAUCGUUUGGUCACUAAUCUGUGGCCUUUCUAAAUAUUCCAAUAACGAUGCAUUUUUCAUUACAUGUCGUGCGUUUCAAGGGCUGGGGAUCGCCUUCAUCUUACCAAACGUUAUGGGACUGGUUGGUCACGUUUAUAAAGUUGGUUCAACGAGAAAAAACCUAGUUAUUAGUUUCAUUGGUGCAUGUGCCCCCGCAGGCGGUAUGUUUGGUGGAUUGUUCGGAGGAUUGAUUGUUAAUGAAGACCCUGAACAGUGGCCUUGGGUGUUUUAUGCCUUCGCGAUUGCAUUUUUUCUUAAUUCGAUUUUAGCUUGGUAUUCUAUUCCAAACAAUAUACCAACAAACGUUCAUGGAUUUUCGAUGGAUUGGACUGGCUCUGUUCUUGCUGUUAUUGGAUUGAUCCUGUUCAACUUUGUUUGGAAUCAAGCUCCAACAGCAGGUUGGGGUACAGCUUAUAUUAUUGCUCUUUUAAUAGUCUCGGUAAUCUUUCUCGUUGCUUUCUUUGUCUACGAGGUCAAUUACGCUAAAGUUCCUCUACUACCACAUGCAGUUACUAAAAACCGCCAUAUGAUUAUGAUUUUAUUGGCCGUAUUUUUGGGAUGGGGGUCAUUUGGUAUUUGGACAUUCUAUUACAUGUCUUUCCAACUCAACUUGAGGCAUUACAGUCCUGUAUGGACUGGUGGUACGUAUUUUGUUUUCGUGAUCUUCGGUACGAUCGCUGCAUUUAUGGUUGCCCUAACCAUCAAGAGAGUAGGACCUGCCUUUUUGUUAUGUUUUGCUUUGGUGGCAUUUGACGUUGGUUCAAUAAUGUUUAGUGUGCUGCCGGUAAAACAAAGCUUCUGGAAAUUGAACUUUGGAAUGCAGGCUAUCUUAUGCUUUGGUAUGGACUUGUCAUUCCCUGCUUCAUCGAUUAUAUUAAGUGAUGGGCUCCCAAUGGAGUACCAAGGUAUGGCUGGAUCGUUAGUGAACACGGUUAUUAAUUAUUCAGCGUCCCUCUGCUUAGGUAUGGGAGCUACCGUAGAACAUCAGAUCAAUAAAAACGGCAAGGAUUUGUUGAAAGGUUACCGAGGUGCUAUAUAUCUAGGCGUUGGGCUAGCUUCCUUGGGCGUUUUGAUUAGCUUCACUUACAUGAUGGAAACAUUUUGGAAUAAUCGCAGAGAUCGCCAAAAGGAUAGCGUUAUAUCGGAAAUGAGUUGA
Saccharomyces eubayanus is the source of this 1632-nucleotide messenger RNA. It is a transcript of the gene ATR2, whose product is annotated as Atr2p. The record is from RefSeq and is a predicted model, not a curated record. Bases 1 to 1632 code for a protein of 543 amino acids. Gene Ontology annotation, cellular component: membrane. Gene Ontology annotation, molecular function: transmembrane transporter activity. Lineage: Eukaryota; Fungi; Ascomycota; Saccharomycetes; Saccharomycetales; Saccharomycetaceae. Gene Ontology annotation, biological process: transmembrane transport. The transcript has a single exon.